AUGCACGAUGCCCCGUGCACGCCAGUCUUACAGCCCCCGAACGUGCGAGCAGGCUCGACCUCCUCCGCAAUCCACCGCGCGAAAGACGGGGCGCGGCUCGUUCAAAUCGGCCGCACCCACCCCUCCUCGGCCUCCAAUACGCGAAGAAGGCGGCGCGGCACUUUCAAAACGGCCGCGCUCGCCCCUCCUCCUCCCUCCCGCCUUCCCCGCCCUCCGAAACGCAAAGAAGGCACGGCUCGCUCGAGACGGCCGUGCCAGCCCCUCCUCCUCCCCCCCGCCGCGCGAAGACGGCCGCGCGGCUUGUUCAAAUCGGCCGCGCCCGCCGCUCCUCAUCCCUCCCGCCCUCCUCGGCCUCCAGUAAGCGAAGAAGGGGGCGCAGCACGUUCAAGACGGCCGCGCCCGCCUCUCCUCGUCCUUCCCGCCCUUCCGGCCCUACAACACGCGAAUAAGGGGGCGCGGCACGUUCGAGACAGCCGCGCCCGCCCUUCCGGCCCUCGAACACGCGAAGACGAGGGUGCGGCACGUUCAAGACGGCCGCGCCCGCCCCUCCUCAUCGCUCCCGCCUUUCCGGCCCUCCAACAUGUGAAGAAGGGGGCGCGGCUCGUUCAAGACGGCCGCGCCCGCCCUUCCGGCCCUCGAACGCGCAAAGACGGCUGCGAGGCUCGUUCAAAACGGCCUCGCCCGCCUCUCCUCAUCGCUCCCGCCCUCCCCGGCCUCCAAUGCGCGAAGAAGGCGGCGCGACUCGUUCAAACGGCCGCGCCCGCCUAUCCCCGUCCUUCCGGCCCUUCGGGCUUUUCAGUACGCGAAGACGGCUGCGCGGCUCGUUCAAGAGGGCCGCGCCUUGUUGUGUUGCUGCACCAUGAUAUCAAGUUCAAACUCAGCAACAUUGAUCCCUAG
This is a messenger RNA of Punctularia strigosozonata HHB-11173 SS5, 897 nucleotides long. RefSeq lists its product as uncharacterized. NCBI's taxonomy places the organism in Eukaryota, Fungi, Basidiomycota, Agaricomycetes, Corticiales, Punctulariaceae. The record is from RefSeq and is a predicted model, not a curated record. Bases 1 to 897 code for a protein of 298 amino acids. The transcript has 2 exons.